Molecule: messenger RNA, 456 nt
Organism: Diaporthe citri
Lineage: Eukaryota; Fungi; Ascomycota; Sordariomycetes; Diaporthales; Diaporthaceae
Exons: 2
Coding region: 1-456 (151 amino acids)
Source: RefSeq, a predicted model, not a curated record
AUGGCUGACUCCGACUCACCUGAAACUGAGGAUCGCUCAAUGCUGGACGACGCAGAGGAGCGUAUGGAACGUCGCGCACGUCACCAGGCCGACGCCGAGAAGGCUCAGGGGAAUCAUCACAACAAAAUCUCCGGUCGCCAACGGGCAAUCGAGCGCCUGGCUGGUAAGAUCAAGCAAAUCUACUUCGAAGACAACGUCAAGGCCGAGUUCGAGAUCGCAUCGGCCGCGGAGACAGUCGACCAGGCCCAGACGACGGCGGAACGGGCACGAGAGACCGGCUCGACUCAGGAUGUGAUUGACAAUGCCGAGGCGACGACGAAUCUGGCACGACAGGAGCUCGAGGUGAAGCGAAGUGAUUGGGCGGCAGAGCGUGCUGUGAUCCUGCACAUGGUCGAGCUUUUGGAAGACGGGCAAUACCAUUGGCCUUUGGCCCCGGAGACAAAGCAGGCGCCUUAG